Molecule: messenger RNA, 3000 nt
Organism: Esox lucius (northern pike)
Lineage: Eukaryota; Metazoa; Chordata; Actinopteri; Esociformes; Esocidae
Gene: gmpr2
Product: guanosine monophosphate reductase 2
Exons: 9
Coding region: 653-1699 (348 amino acids)
Biological process (GO): nucleotide metabolic process
Cellular component (GO): GMP reductase complex
Molecular function (GO): GMP reductase activity
Source: RefSeq, a predicted model, not a curated record
AGUUUAUGGGUAAUUUUGUUAAGACAUCCGUGGUUAAACUAAAUUAAUACCUAUUGAUCUGUACAGAUCUUGAUUAUGUCUGUUUCUAUACAAUUGUUGUUUUUCUUGAAUUUUGACAGGGCUAUGGCAGUGACCGUUAAAUUAGCCUGUCUUGAAAUUACGUUAGUUAGCUACCUACCACCUAGCCUUUGUUUUAGGCCUCCCCGGAUCUGUAACGAAUGUGUUACCACUACUCUAUUGCAAAUAUUAUUUUUACUGAACAUUGUAAUUAUAAUAAGUGUACCAAAUUCUGCAACAAGUGUGGACAGAGUUCUCGUCCCAAUGUCGCGGCAAUGAACGUUGACCCUGAUGGAAUUUCAUGCAUACAUGCGGCGAAAAUGUUGCCUGUUCUACGGUUUUUAUUCUCGUUGUAAGGCACAUAUUGUUGAAUAUUUCUAGCGUGUGUAACGUUCUCCCUGACUGUUUCUCUAUGAUUGGAAUUUGUAUAAUCUUACAAUUAGAAAUUAGUGCAUGUGUAUUCAAAAUACGUGUGUCCGUUUGUGUGCGUGUACCGUUCAGCCUGUUCUAUACAGUUCCGACUGUUCUGUUUGUUUUAUCUACAGCCCGACAAGAAGAUACAACGUUUCCAUUUAAAAGAUAACCAGCAAUAGAAAUGCCUCGCAUCGAGAAUGAUAUCAAGUUGGACUUCAAGGACGUGCUUCUCCGUCCAAAACGGAGCACACUCAAGUCCCGUAGUGAGGUGGAUCUGAUGAGAAGUUACACCUUCAGGAACUCUAAGGGAAGCUAUAGAGGGAUCCCCAUAAUUGCAGCCAACAUGGACACAGUCGGCACCUUUGAGAUGGCUUUGGCUUUGUCCAAGUUCACACUCUUCACUGCCAUUCACAAGCAUUACUCAGUAGAUGAUUGGAAGGAGUUUGCAACAAAGAAUCCAGAAUGUGUACAGAGUGUUGCAGUGAGCACUGGGACCAGUGAAGGGGACUUCGACCGGCUGGGUGAGAUCCUGGCCGUGGUGCCUCAGCUGCAGUACAUCUGCGUGGACGUGGCCAACGGCUACUCUGAGCACUUUGUCCACUUUGUCAAGGACGUGCGUCAGAAGUACCCGACUCACACCAUCAUGGCGGGAAACGUGGUUACCGGGGAGAUGGUAGAGGAGCUGAUUCUCGCUGGCGCUGACAUCAUCAAAGUGGGCAUUGGACCAGGCUCUGUGUGCACCACCCGUAUGAAGACCGGGGUGGGGUAUCCUCAGCUGAGUGCUGUGAUUGAGUGUGCGGACGCUGCCCAUGGCUUGGGGGGACACAUCAUCUCGGAUGGUGGGUGCACUUGUCCAGGUGAUGUCUCCAAAGCUUUUGGCGCCGGGGCGGACUUUGUGAUGCUGGGCGGGAUGCUGGCCGGCCACUCGGAGUCCGGGGGUGAGGUCAUCGAGAAGAACGGGAAGAAGUACAAGCUGUUUUACGGCAUGAGCUCCGACACGGCCAUGAAAAAGCAUGCCGGGGUCGUGGCCGAGUACAGGGCAUCUGAGGGGAAGACAGUGGAGGUGGUCUUCAAGGGUCCCGUAGACGUGACCAUACGGGACGUCCUGGGUGGGGUACGCUCCACCUGCACCUACGUGGGUGCAGGCAAGCUCAAGGAGCUCAGCCGCAGGACCACAUUCAUCAGGGUCACCCAGCAGCUCAACACCGUCUUCGGGAACAAUAAAUAGGCGAUGCCCAGGCUGGUUCUUGGGCCUACCUGAAUCAAAGGGAGCAGGGGAUGUUUUGUAUGCUGGCUACUCUGUUAUGUGGAUGCUAUUACACUCACUUUGCACACACAUACAUAAACACAUCAUACUAGUACCAUUGAUAAUAAUAAUCCAUUAUUUGAUCUUCUUAAACAUAAGGUAAGUGUUUAAAUACCAAAACUCCAUUUUACUCUCGAACAGUCUUUCAUAUAAAGGUCUUAUUUAAUGAUUGAUAUUUUGAACAGGUGACUUUCUGUAAAUGACCAGAAUUGGUUAUAUUUAAACCAUGGGUUGUUUUUGCACUUCAUGGGUUGUUUUUUUUAUUUAUUGUUUUAUCUUUUCCCAGUCAUCUACCUAGAGCCCUAAAGGCCUUGAGUCCAAUAUUCUUUGCCUGUAUUAUGUCCCAUCAAUUCACUUGAACUCGGUUGCACUCCCAUUCUUAUUCCCUCUCUACUCUGUAUCCAUAUCCAAACUCUUCUCUCAACAUUCCUGUUUUUCAAGGCAUACUCACCGCCAUGCUUUACGAAAGAUCUAUACCAUUAAUAUACAGUAUUUUACUGUAGAAAGUAUGUUUUAUAAAUAUGGGCCUUCUAAUAUAUUAAUUUAAAUUAAAAACAGUUUUUUAUUAUUUUAGUUAGAUUAAACACAUCUGGUGGAUUAAGGUGAAAAGCGUGUUACACUUUUUUUUGAGGGUCCCAAUUUUCAUUUGUAGAUGUUAUACUGUCAACAAACCUAAAAAGCAUCUACAGACAUACUUUUGGGACACUGAAAAUAAAAUGUUACACAUCUUCAUAUUAAGGACCGAUAUAGCAUAUUUGACAAAAUAGUAUAUUUCAGGGUAUUUCCUUUUAUCCUUUUUAAACUCACAAACAUAUAUUCUAAAUAAAUUAUUAUUCCACUAUCUGACUGAUACUACGUCAAACUACUGAUAAACAGCUCUGGCAUGUUCUGUAGAGCUACAGGAGCUUAUAAAGUUACACACACACAGUAACCUCCAUUUGCACAUUUCACAUUUCUGUUAAUGGCCAAGACUAGAGAACCUCAGUGCAAUCAGUAUUUGACAUGAAAAUGUACUGAAUAUUCAGUUACUUUACAAGAAUGUUCUUGCUUGUCGAAGCUGUUUUUUAAAUUAUGGUGGGUCAUUUAUUCGCAUUCAUUUACUUUUCUAGGAUUAUUAUAUUUUAUUUCUACUGGUUUUAGUAACACACAUUACACAAUUUUUAAGUCAUUCCUUUUUGGUUUCAGCCUUGCCUGUUCGUACAAAUAAAGAACAUUCCAUUUGA